GCAUCUGUCCCGGUUGGCGCGCGCACGAACUGAUCGUCGGUCGAAGAAGAUUGCACGUUUUGGGGGUUUGAAACUUUGGACGGCGGUUGCGUGACACACGUGUGAAAAGUGAGGUGUGCCUGUGAAGCUCAUCGAGAGGCGAAAACAGUUUAGCUUAUCAAUUCAACCCAACCUCUGCCCAAGGAUGGUGAAACUUCUGCAGCUCCCGCGGAUUCGCAUCUCUCCGCUGGUGGUGCUUCUGGUUUGCAUAGCCGGUAUCUCUCUUACUCUCGCCCUGGUAGAGGCACUUCACGCGCGUUCCGUCUCGGACCGGAAGAAGGACUACGGCGGUGGCGAUUACGACUUUGACGGGGCCAGCGCCGGCCAGCUGUACCAAACCAAGUCCGGGUACAGUGCCGGCAGCGGGUUGCGGUCGAUUGCGCAGGGCUCGGCGGAUCAGGCGAAUACGGCGGUGGCCAACCAGGUUGCGGCGGCCAAACAGGCUGCGUACGUAGCGCAAAGCACUUUGGCCCAGGCUGCGUCCCAAGCGGCGGCAACGGCCCAGGCGGCGCUGGCCGGUAAGCAGGUGCUGCUGCAGGGGCUGGAACAGCAAAGCGUCGAUGCGCAUCAGGCGCUGGAGAGCGAAAUUCAGCAGCUGCACCAGGCCAAGAAGGCGGCCAAGGCGGCGCAGCACUCGGCCCAGCAGGCGUUGAACCACGUGCAGGUGCUGACGUCGGCGCUAAACAAUGCGCAGGUCGCGUCGGAGCACGCUCAACAAGCCGCUGCUGAGGCCGCCGCCGAGUUGGCCUCCCAGAGCCAGAUGGUGGGUACGGCAAAAGCUCGCGUCGAAUCCGUCGAGGAGCAGCUAAAGUCCGCCCGGGUGGACUACGAUGCCACACAAGAGGCGGCCCACAAGGCGGCGUACUCUGCCCAGGAAGCGGCCAAGAACGCUGCCGAGGCUGCGGCCCACGCGGCCGGCCCGCACCAGAUCCAGCACGACCCGCACGGUUUGUCGCAGUUCCAGUCCAAGAUUUCCAAGCAGCAGCAACAACAGCAGCAGCAGCAGCAACAGUACCAGCAGGACGAUGACAUCAACAGUGGAGAAAUUGAAGUCUCGUCGAAUCACUUUGGGUAGGGGGAGAGAGUGAGAGUGCCAUUACGCGGAGGAAACGGAAAGAUCCGAAUCGACAUCUAUGUUUUAAUAGAAUGCUUUGUUGUACGCAAGACUGCGCUGCCUGAAUGCUGCACUAUUUGUACCUCAGUUUAGCUCUAAAGUUAGCUUGUAAAAAAUGAUACUAGAAUAUAUUUUUCAAAUGC
This is a messenger RNA of Culex pipiens pallens (northern house mosquito), 1296 nucleotides long. RefSeq names its product mediator of RNA polymerase II transcription subunit 15-like. NCBI's taxonomy places the organism in Eukaryota, Metazoa, Arthropoda, Insecta, Diptera, Culicidae. The transcript has 4 exons. The record is from RefSeq and is a predicted model, not a curated record. The coding region runs from base 185 to 1114 and encodes 309 amino acids.